Molecule: messenger RNA, 1443 nt
Organism: Coffea eugenioides
Lineage: Eukaryota; Viridiplantae; Streptophyta; Magnoliopsida; Gentianales; Rubiaceae
Exons: 1
Coding region: 19-780 (253 amino acids)
Source: RefSeq, a predicted model, not a curated record
CCUAGUCUCGAGAAUAGAAUGGCUGGUGCUCACAGAUUUAUCCAGCACUUUAGCCAUCCUCAUCCGUUGGAGCUCUCGACUUUCCAAUCUCCACAAGGCCUAACAAAUCCACCAACCCUUUGUUCAUGUUGCGAACUUCCACCGUCCGGACAAAUAUGCAUUUGCUGGUCAUGCAAUUUCAUGCUCCAUUUGGGCUGCCUCCAUUUCUGCUGCUCCCAAUUCCGAAACUCCAUCACCCACCCCGCCCACGGCAACCACCCCCUCACCCUCCUCUCUACCGCUGCAUAUCCCAGCGGCCAAUUCAUCUGCAACGCCUGCCGCAAACCGGGAAGGGGCUUCAACUACCAUUGCAGCCACUGUUCCUAUGAUCUUCAUGCUAUAUGUGCUCAUAUGCCCUCCAACUUCACCCACCAGUCCCAUCCCUGCCGUCUUUCACUCACCUUCGAAGUCCCUUUUGUUACUACUACCUGCAACAUUUGCCGCAUGUUCAUAGGGUCUAAUGAGUGGCAUUAUAGAUGUAGUGCGUGUAACUUUGAUGUCCAUUUGAGCGGCUGCUCGAACAACCCAAGUCCCGUGCGAGGCGUGGUUGGACCAUGGCGUCCAACUGGUCUGGGGACUGCUUUGGCUCAAAGGAUUGCUGAAGUUAUUGGACUACGCCUAGGGAGCUUUGUGGGGCAGGCCAUACUUGGCGGUGGUAUUGGAGGUGAUCAGGGGAGCGGUUAUGGUUAUGUGGAUAGCAGUAGCAUAUGGGAUUCACUUAUCAGCGUCUUUGGCUUUUAAGACUCAAAUUAAAUCCUCCACAGAAACGAGUAUCUAGGGUGAAAACCCUCUGAAAUACACCUGCCAUUGCUGAGAGCCUGAAUUCUAGUAUUUCUGUUGCUAUUAUAUUUUGUUAGACCUUAAUUACCAAGUAUUCGUAUGGGAAGUUCUUUAGGUGUGUGAUUAUAUGCAAGUAACUUUCAUGUUGCAUGCCAAUAAGCUAGUUGGGUUUCUGGAAUCGUCUCCAUGACGGUGAGAUUUUGAGUUUGAGCCCAGUCAGUGGCAAAUGGUUAGAAAUAAAAAAGGGUUUCACGUUCAAUGCUGUUUGUGACUUUCAUAUUGUAUGCCAAAUUGCUCAGUGGUACUCGACUCGUCUCCAUGACUCUGAGAUCUCAAGUUACUCCUUCCACUAAUGUGACUCUGGGGCAUGUUAUUUGAUAAAGUGCAGCAUGUUGCCUUGGAGUGGAUCAAAAUCAAAGGAACCAGGGUAAAUUGGGAGCCAGCUGUUGAGUAGGGAGUGGGGACUCUCAUUCACUCCUUCUGGCUAUUGGAUCAUGUUCUUCUGAGGAUGCUGUUUUAGCUUUGUUUCAGUAGUGUCAUUGCACAGUGUAUCUGUGUUGAUGUACUUUAGGUUCUACCCCCUCUGUACUGAUUUCUACAUAUUAAUAGAAGUUCGUUAACAGC